Molecule: messenger RNA, 560 nt
Organism: Formica exsecta
Lineage: Eukaryota; Metazoa; Arthropoda; Insecta; Hymenoptera; Formicidae
Exons: 2
Coding region: 1-525 (174 amino acids)
Source: RefSeq, a predicted model, not a curated record
AUGUUACAACUUUUUUGUGACUUGGUUUGCAAUCCAGGUUUCAGAUGGCCUCAUGCAGCUAUAAUGCUCUUGUUAGAAGAAUAUAGACAGCGGGAGGAAAACAUGUCUUCUGGAAAAAUUACCCAUAAAAAGGCAUGGGAUCAAAUUGCUGAAGUGAUGAAUGCUAAUGGGUAUUUUGUGACAGGCAAGCAAUGCACCACUAGAAUUAAUACCAUGAAACGAACAUACAAAGCCGUCAAAGAUCACAACGGAAAGUCCGGUAACAAUAAGCGGACAUGGCAAUAUUUUGAAGUUAUGGAACGCUUUCUCGGCGAAAAGCCAUACAUGGCGCCAUUAUCAACUGUUUCAUCUACUGGUGCUGCAACAUCAAGAGGCAGGUCCGCAAGCAUUAGCUCCGUUUCAAGCUCCUCCAGUGUGAACAGCUGUGCUAUUUCUGAUAUAGUUUUAGAUGAUAAUGAUCAUGUUCCUCGUAAGUUAAGUGUGUUUCUUAGUCAUGAAUGCGUUCAACAAAAUGCAUUGGUUUAAGCCAAUAGCAUGAUUAAUUAAUACUUUGAAAUAUA